Messenger RNA from Colletotrichum truncatum, 2946 nucleotides. Its product is annotated as glucosidase ii alpha subunit. Gene Ontology annotation, biological process: N-glycan processing; carbohydrate metabolic process. Gene Ontology annotation, molecular function: alpha-glucosidase activity; carbohydrate binding. The record is from RefSeq and is a predicted model, not a curated record. Gene Ontology annotation, cellular component: glucosidase II complex. NCBI's taxonomy places the organism in Eukaryota, Fungi, Ascomycota, Sordariomycetes, Glomerellales, Glomerellaceae.
AUGGGGUCGACCGGCAAGUUGUCCUGCAAAUGGACAACUUUCGUUGGUGUAUUGGCAGCCUUCAGCUGCAUGAUCGAGCCCGCAUUCUCGGUUAAGGAAAACGAUUUCAAGAAGUGUCACCAGUCUGGCUUCUGCAAGCGCAACCGUGACUACGCCGACAAUGCCAACUCUCUGGGUGCUACAUGGGCCGCCCCCUAUAACAUCGCCCCUGACUCCGCCAAGUUUGCCGACGGCCAGCUUCAGGCCGUCAUUCUCAAGACGAUCAACGAUGCGAAAGACACGGUCCGCCUUCCCAUCACCGUCUCGUUUCUCGAGUCCGGUACCGCUCGCGUGAGCGUCGACGAGGAGAAGCGUCAGAAGGGCGAAAUCGAGUUGCGACACAAUAGCAUUGCGCGGAAGGAGCGUUACAACGAGGCUGAGCAGCACGUUAUUGUUGGCGGCUUGACCCUGGACAAGGAGGCCAAGGUCGCCUACCAGGACAAAGACCAAAUCACUGUUCAAUACGGCCCCGACUCCAAGUUUGAAGCUGUCAUCAAGUUCUCGCCCUUCGGUAUCGAUUUCAAGAGGGAUGGUGCUUCCCACAUUAAGUUGAAUGACCGUGGUCUGCUUAACAUGGAGCACUGGCGUCCCAAGGUCGAAAAGCCCGCCGAGGAAAAGAAGGAGGGCGAGGAGAAGGCAGACGAGGCCAAGGAUGACCAGAAGAAAAACGAGCAACAGGAGGACGAAAGCACCUGGUGGGACGAGACCUUUGGAGGCAACACAGACUCCAAGCCUCGUGGCCCUGAGAGUGUCGCUCUUGACAUCUCCUUCGUUGGAUACGAGCACGUCUAUGGCGUCCCUGAGCACACUGGACCCCUGUCUCUGAAGCAGACCCGCGGUGGUGAGGGCAAUUACGGCGAGCCGUACCGGCUGUACAAUUCUGAUGUCUUCGAGUACAUCCUUGACAGCCCCAUGACUCUCUACGGAGCCAUCCCCCUCAUGCAGGCGCAUCGCAAGGAUUCCACCGUCGGCGUCUUUUGGCUCAACGGCGCUGAGACCUGGAUUGACAUUACCAAGGGCGAGAGCAAGUCCAACCCUCUUGCCCUCGGUGUUGGCUCCAAGACCAACACUCAUACCCACUGGAUCUCCGAGGCUGGCAUCCUCGACGUUUUUAUCUUCCUCGGUCCUACUCCCAAAGACAUCUCCAAGACAUACGGCGAGCUGACCGGUACCACCGCCAUGCCUCAGGAGUUCGCAAUUGGCUACCAUCAGUGCCGCUGGAACUACGUCUCUGACGAUGACGUGAAGGAUGUCGACCGCAAGUUCGACAAGUACAAGAUUCCUUACGACGUUAUCUGGCUCGACAUUGAGUACACUCACGAGAAGAAAUACUUCACCUGGGACCCUGAUAUGUUUAAGGACCCUAUUAGCAUGGGUGAAGCUCUCGACAAUCACGGCCGUAAGCUCGUCGUCAUCAUUGAUCCCCACAUCAAGAAUGUGGAUGGCUACAGCGUCAGCAAGGAGUUGAACGAUAAGGGUCUCACUGUGCUCAACAAGGAGGGCAAGACGUUUGAGGGCUGGUGUUGGCCAGGAUCCUCUCACUGGAUCGACUGCUUUAACCCCAAGGCUCUCGAGUGGUGGAGCGCUCUCUACAACUAUGACAAGUUCCCCGGCACUAUGGAGAACACCUUUAUCUGGAAUGACAUGAACGAGCCAUCUGUCUUCAACGGUCCUGAGGUUACCAUGCCCAAGGACAACAUCCACUACGGUAACUGGGAGCACCGUGAUGUCCACAACAUCAACGGUAUGACUUUCCACAACGCCACCUUUGAGGCUCUCCUCACUCGCAAGAAGGGCGAGCUCCGCAGACCUUUCGUUCUGACUCGCUCUUUCUACGCCGGUUCCCAAAGACUUGGCGCCAUGUGGACUGGUGACAACCAGGCCUCGUGGGAGCACCUCGGCGCUGCCGUACCCAUGAUUCUGAAUCAGGGUAUCUCUGGUUUCCCAUUUGCAGGUGCCGAUGUUGGAGGAUUCUUCGGUAACCCUGAUUCGGACUUGAUGGCUCGUUGGUACCAGGCUGGCGCCUUUUACCCCUUCUUCCGCGGCCACGCUCAUAUCGACGCCCGCCGCCGCGAGCCGUAUAUGCUCCCCGAGCCGUUCAGGGGCAUCCUGACCGCAGCUCUGCGCCUCCGCUACAGCCUGAUGCCCUCAUGGUAUACAGCUUUCUUCCAUGCCCACAGAGAUGGCAGCCCUAUUGUGCGACCCAUGUUUUGGACCCAUCCUUCCGAAGAAGCUGGAUUUGCCAUUGACGAUCAGCUGUUCGUUGGGUCGACUGGUUUACUUCACAAGCCUAUUGUCGAAAAGGACAAGGAGUCGGUGGAUAUCUUCAUCCCCGAUGACGAGGUCUACUAUGACUACUUCACUUACGAGAAGCUCGCGACCCAGAAGGGCAAGUAUCUCACUAAGGCCGUUCCUAUCGACCAGGUCGCCGUCCUCAUGCGUGGUGGCCACAUUUUCCCCCGUCGCGACCGCCCUCGUCGCUCAACCCAGCUGAUGCGCUUCGACGACUACACAUUGGUUGUCACCGUGAGCAAGAAUGGCGACGCCGAGGGUGAGCUGUACGUUGAUGACGGUGACUCUUUCGACUUUGAGAAGGGCCAGUACAUUCAUCGUAAGUUCAAGCUGUCUGGCAACACCAUCACAUCCUCGGAAGCCGAGGGCCGUGAUAGCAAGUCCGUCAAGCCCGGCUCUUGGCUCAAGGCCAUGAAGGAGGUGUACGUUGACAAGAUCGUCGUCGUUGGCGCGCCGGCGAGCCUCAACACCAAGGAGGUGACUAUCGAGUCGGAGGGCAAGAGCUGGUCCGUCCCCGUUCAGUACCACGCCGCCGAGAAGGGCCGUGCAGCGUACGCCUUUAUUGGUAGGGUAGCCGCUCGCAUCGGCGAGGACUGGAGCAUCAAGCUGGCCUAG